This is a messenger RNA of Perca flavescens (yellow perch), 3770 nucleotides long. Its product is annotated as PR domain containing 11. Gene Ontology annotation, molecular function: protein binding. The transcript is spliced from 10 exons. Lineage: Eukaryota; Metazoa; Chordata; Actinopteri; Perciformes; Percidae. The record is from RefSeq and is a predicted model, not a curated record. Bases 241 to 3687 code for a protein of 1148 amino acids.
UGGUGGUCCAAGCUGCUCAGGGAGGCGACUGAGUCUCUGCUAAAAAACUAAUUAAAUUCAGCCCAGAAACUUGAAGCAUCGGCGAGGAAGCCGCGGAGCGUGCCGCCGGGGGGGCUCGGUGCUCCGCAGCCGGAGGAGGGAGAGUCGAGCUUCACCCGGGCCGGGACAGAGGCUCCGUGUCCCCGCUGCGUCUCUGCACACGAGUUGUGACGAGCUGAUUUCCACCAACAUGGUUCCACCAUGAGCGAGCCGUCAUUGGACCUCUGGUUCUGCGAGGACUGCCAGGACUACUUCCAGGAGUGUCCGUCCCACGGGCCGCCGCCGCUCGUCCCCGACACGCCGGCGCCGCCGGGCUCGGCCAAUCGGGCGGCUCUCACGGUCCCAUCCGGCCUGGAGGUCUUCACCGAGGGGGGGCAGGUGGACGUUCGCUGCCUGGAGCCAAACUUCCCCAAGGGGGCGAUCUUCGGCCCGUACGAGGGACAGCUGGUGUCCAAGGACCAGUCCUCCAGAUCCUUCUCCUGGAUCAUUGUUGAUGUCAACAACUCGUACGAGUCCAUCGACGGCAGCGAUGACACCAGAGCCAACUGGAUGAGGUUUGUGCGGACGUCUUCGGAGGAGAGCGACAGGAACUUGACGGCGUUCCAGCGCGGUAGAAACAUUUACUUCAGCGUGUGUCGGCCGCUGGCGGCGGGAGAGAGGCUGAGGGUCUGGUACAGCCAGGACUACAUCCAGAGCCUCCACAGGGUCUCUCAGGACCGCAUCGGCCAGAGCCUGGACUCAGAUUCGGGGAAGCCGGUGGUCCUGCUGAACCUCCAGGAGAACUCUAAGUCUCGGUGUGUGCAGUCGGCUCUGCAGGCUAAACCCAGCGAGGAGUGGGUGCAGGCUAAACCCAGCGAGGAGUGGGUGCAGGCUAAACCCAGCGAGGAGUGGGUGCAGGCUAAACCCAGCGAGGAGUGGGUGCAGGCUAAACCCAGCGAGGAGUGGGUGCAGGCUAAACGCAGCGAGGAGUGGGUGCAGGCUAAACGCAGCGAGGAGUGGGUGCAGGCUAAACGCAGCGAGGAGUGGGUGCAGGCUAAACGCAGCGAGGAGUGGGUGCAGGCUAAACGCAGCGAAGAGUGGGUGCAGGCUAAACGCAGCGAGGAGUGGGUGCAGGCUAAACCCAGCAAGGAGUCGGACGGCCAGCCUCCCGCCAAGAAGAAGAAGAUCGACCUCAUCUUCAAAGACGUCCUGGAGGCGUCCCUGGAGUCCCGGUCCUCGCUCCACGGCGGCCUCACCGUGCCGAAGCUAAAGGUGGAGGAGACGGAGGAGGAGAACCAGAGCAGCCAGGAACCCUGCACCUCCUUCUGCCCAAACUGUGUCCGACUGAAGAGGAGGAUCCAGGAGCUGGAGGACGAGCUGUCCCGAGUCAGGGGGGAGAGACGGGAAGCACCGAUGUCUGGACAGACCCAACGUGAUCAGGGUCCCGGGACCCAACGCGAUCAGGGCCCGCCCCACCCCGAGCAGGGCCCUGUCGAGGACUUCCAAGGGAUGGAGCCUCUGACGCCCUCUCAGGCGGUCCUAGACGAAGACGACCCGGACGUGGACUCGGCCGACGAGUCGAUCGCCGCGGAUCUCGUGAUUUCUCCGGAGGACUCGCUGAAGCUUUCGUCGGCCGGCGGCCGGCGGAUUCGCCGCUUCAAGCAGGAGUGGCUGAAGAAGUUCUGGUUCCUGCGCUACUCGCCCACCCUCAACGAGAUGUGGUGCCACGUGUGCCGCCAGUACACGGUCCAGUCGUCCCGCACCUCGGCCUUCAUCGUCGGCUCCAAGCAGUUCAAGAUCCACACCAUCAAGCUGCACAGCCAGAGCAACCUGCACAAGAAGUGCCUGCAGCUGUACAAGCUGCGCAUGCAUCCCGAGAAGACGGAGGAGAUGUGCAAGAACAUGCUGCUGCUGUUCAAUGCCGCGUACCACCUGGCCACGGAGGGUCGGCCCUUCUCCGACCUGCGCUCGCUCGCCGAGCUUCUGAAGCGCUGCGAGCUCAAAGUGGUGGACCAGUACAUGAACGACGGAGACUGUCAGAUCCUGCUGCACCACAUCGCCCGCACUUUGAAGGAAGACCUCGCGGAGAAGAUGCGGCUGUCGCCCUUCCUGAGCGUCAUAAUGGACGCGCAGAACGACGAUCUAUUCUCAGACAUGGUGGCGGUGUACGUCCAGUUCAUCACCAACGAGGGCUCCCCGAGCACGGAGUUCCUGUCCCUGCAGAGGCUGAGCGUGGCCAGCGUGGACGGCUAUCUCCAGGCGUUGGAUCGAGCCUUUGGUGUCCUCGGCUUCCGGUUCCAGGACCUGCUGGUGGUCGGUCUGGGCGUGGACGGCACCAACAUGUCUUCGGGGAUGCGAGCGAGCCUGUACGUCGCGGUGCAGAAGAGUUUCCCGUGGAUCCUGUGCCUUCCCGUGAUGAUCCACCGGCCACAUCUGGAGGUGUUGGACGCCAUCAGCGGGAAGGAGCUCUCCUGCCUGGAGGAUCUGGAGAACAACCUGAAGCAGCUGCUCAGUUUCUACCGCUACUCGCCGCGCAUGAUGGCCGAGCUGCGAUGCACGGCGCCCACGCUGUCGGAGGAGACGGAGUUCCUCGGAGACAUCCGAGCCGUUCGGUGGAUCAUCGGGGAACCAAACGUCCUGAACGCGCUCAUCAAAGAUUACCUGGAGGUAGUGUCUCAUCUGAAGGAGAUCAGCAGCCAGACGCAGAGGGCCGAUGCUGCAGCCAUCGCCCUCUCCCUCCUCCAGUUCCUGCUGGACUACCAGUCGGUGAAGCUCAUCUACUUCCUGCUGGACAUCAUUGCUGUCCUGUCGCGGCUCGCCUUCACCUUCCAGGGUGAGCACCUGCUGGUGUCGGCCGUGGAAGCCCGUAUCCAGUACGCCAUCCUGGAGAUCGGCCAGCUGGCGGACUGCCCCGGGGAAUACCUGCAGGAGUUUGAGGAAAACUUCCGGGAAAGUUUCAACGGCGUCGCUCUGAAGAACCUGCGCGUCGCCGAGUCCAAGUUUCAGUCGAUCCGGGAGAAGAUCUGCGACCGGAGCCGGGGGAUUCUGUCUCAGCGGCUGGACCUGCAGAGCCGCGCGUUCGCCAAAGCCUGCAAGGUCCUGGAUCUGGCAGCCUGGCCGCCCAACCGGGAGGAACUGCAGGCCUACGGCGAGGAAGAGAUCCAGGUGAUAUUCAACCAUCUGGAUUCUGUCCCGUGUGGCGGUGCGGAGGGUUCCCAGGCGCGCACCGAGGCGAGGGGCAGCCUGAACGUGGAGUGGAAGGAUCUGAAAGCCGACUUCUGCGGCAUGAACGGUUUCAAAGAAGUGGUGGGUCACAUCUGCAGGUACAAGCAGCGUUUCCCGCUGCUGAACCGCGUGGUGCAGGCCGUGCGGGUGCUGCCCAGCUCCACGGCCUGCUGCGAUAAAGGCCGCAGCGCUCUGACCAAGAUGCGCAGAAACAACCGCUCGCGGCUGACCCUGGAGCAGAUGAACGACCUGCUGGCCGUGGCCGUUAACGGGCCGCCCAUCGGCAGCUUCGACGGGAAGCGAGCGCUGGACAGCUGGUUCGAGGAGAAGUCCGGCGGCAGCUACUCUCUGGCGGCCGAGGUGUUGACCAGGAAGUCGGCCGCGGAGCAGAAGUCCGUCCUGCACAGCGUGGACGUCAACACGGAGUUCUACCCCGACGUCUGAGACAGGCAGACGCUACGUUAAAGGCACACGCCGAGUUAUUGGGACUUUAUCUUAUUCACUGUAACCCCCAGAGUUAGACUAGU